Adineta ricciae is the source of this 231-nucleotide messenger RNA. NCBI's taxonomy places the organism in Eukaryota, Metazoa, Rotifera, Eurotatoria, Adinetida, Adinetidae. The record is from the annotation of a GenBank genome assembly.
AUGACACAAGAAACAAUCGAUCAUGAUCAAGGAAAAUAUUUUCAUCGAAAACGUCGUUUAUUAGCUGCUGAGCAGAUCAUCUCAUAUCUCUUCGACAAUGAUUAUCCAUUGAUGAAAAAAUCUCAAGCUGAACAAGAUGAUGAUGGCAAACAUCUUCAGUCCAAUCCGGACAAUUCAACUGGAGACGACGACGAACACGAUCGAUAUCUCUAUAUCAAAGAUGAAAAUUAA